CAGAAAACAUAUCACUAUGCCUCCCAAAGUACCCUCAAGCGGUGCCGCAGCGCCCGCUUCCAAGAAGUCCGGUAAGAAGUCUGUCGGUGGCAAGCGCAAGAAGAAACGCACUGAGUCCUACGCCAUCUACAUCUACAAGGUGUUGAAGCAGGUCCACCCCGAUACCGGUAUCUCCUCCAAGGCCAUGUCUAUCAUGAACUCGUUCGUUAUUGACGUGUUUGAGCGUGUAGCUGGCGAGGCUUCCAAGCUUGCCAAGUACAACAAGAAGUCUACCAUCUCUUCCAGAGAGAUUCAGACUGCUGUGCGUCUGCUGCUUCCCGGAGAGUUGGCCAAGCACGCCGUCUCUGAGGGAACCAAGGCCGUUACCAAGUACACCUCCAACCGAUAAAUGUGCGAUGUUCUGGGCCCAAUCAGCUUCGAAAUAAUAUGUCUAACGAGCAGUCGGAAACGGUCUGUAGUUGUGACAUGAAAAAAACAAACUACCUGGUGCUUAUUAGCACCACCCUCACGUACAAGAAAUUAGGUAACGAGCUCUAUCAACGCAUACACCAACUUUAUAAGUCUGUAGGUAUUCUAGCGCAAGGUUUGCAUGUGUUCUCAUUGUAGUAUAGGUUUGCAUGCGUUCCCGUUGCGAGUGUCUGCAUCUUUGAUAAGGGUUUAGUAAGUGUGUCUAACUCUGUUUCUGAAUUGUGCAUUGUGUAGUGCUGUGUAUCUCAUGCUGGACGGAAGGGUAGUCGUCGGCUGUGCGCUGUACAGAACCGAAUGCAGACAUGCAGUUGGCCAUCUCGCAACAUACCGCGUGCUUGUGACCUAGCACCCAGCACGUGCUAUACUUGGUCAAUUGAUACUUGAUAGCUUAAAUGUUAGCAAUAAACCGACUGUCCAAUUUGAAGCCCA
This is a messenger RNA of Sphaeroforma arctica JP610, 897 nucleotides long. Its product is annotated as histone H2B type 1-A. Gene Ontology annotation, molecular function: structural constituent of chromatin; DNA binding; protein heterodimerization activity. NCBI's taxonomy places the organism in Eukaryota, Ichthyosporea, Ichthyophonida. The transcript has a single exon. Gene Ontology annotation, cellular component: nucleosome. The record is from RefSeq and is a predicted model, not a curated record. Bases 17 to 388 code for a protein of 123 amino acids.